Darwinula stevensoni is the source of this 714-nucleotide messenger RNA. The record is from the annotation of a GenBank genome assembly. Lineage: Eukaryota; Metazoa; Arthropoda; Ostracoda; Podocopida; Darwinulidae.
AUGUGGAGGAAAGUUUCAAUCGCCCCGGUGGUCAAUGCCAGAGAAGCAGAUUUCCAGUUUGAGGAGAAGGGAGAAACGAGCGCUGAUGAAUCUGAUCAUUCAGGGUCUGGGUCGUUUUGCGUAUACGGACUCCUCUCGCUUCAGAAAGACAAUCUGGCUUCUCGUCUUCAUUACCGCAUCGUGUUACAUGACCCACGGGAUCAUCGGAGUCUUCACGGCGUUCAUGUCUGGUGCGGUGACUACCUCGACUCAGGUGCAAAUGACGAAAUCUUCCAGCGGCUGGCCAACGAGUUUGACUCAAAAGGGUUCUGCGAUUGUCCCCAUGUAACCUGCUCAGAGGAGACAUAUUCCUGGUCGUUCACCUCAGCGGAGUUGAGUCGCGAGGAGGUGUUACUCCUGCAUUUUAUCAACUGGAUGGCAGAGGCGAAAAGGAAGAAGAUGAAUGAGAGCGAGCUGAAAAACAGGACUUUCUGUCUCGAUCCGAAAGAAAAUCUUGCAGUGGUGAACGUCUACUAUGAGACCUUUGUAGUGGAGACAAUCACGGAACAUCUUCAAUAUCCCUGGUCGAGCUUCAUUGGGACGUUGGGAGGGAUGCUGGGGCUCUACGCCGGGCUGUCCUUCAUCUCCAUCCUGGAAGUGAUGGAGUGGAUAUUCAACAUCUUCCUGUAUGGCUGGAGGAAGCCUCGGCCUGAGGCGAUGGGGUCGAAGCGAUGA